CGCCCCGAAAACCUGCCUGGGCGCGCCGUGCUUCCCUGACCGGCCUGAGACAACCGUUGGCUCCCUCCGGUGAAAGCCAGCCAGUGUGUUCUAAGAAGCUUUGUGCACCCGGUAUUGGGAUUUCGGCUCCAAGCUGUGAAGAAUUUCGAAGUCUGGAAAAUAGCGAGUGUGCUUGUUUCUAUAGGAUCUGCUCCCAGCCUAGCAUUGCAAACCACAAUGAAGAACCAAGACAAAAAGAAUGGGGCUGCUAAGCAGUCUGGCAACACUUCCAACCCAAAAACCAACCCGGGGCAAGCGGAAGCAGGACCAGAGGGAACCCAGGGGCGGCCCAGCCAGCCGGCUCCUGCGACAGAAGCCGAAGGUUCCUCCAGCCAGGCUCCGGGGAAGACUGAGGGAGCACAAGCCAAAACUGCUCAGUCUGGGCCCCUCCGUGAUGUCUCUGAGGAGCUGAGCCGCCAGUUGGAAGACAUCCUGAGUACAUACUGUGUGGACAACAAUCAGGGGGGCCCAGGUGAGGAUGGGGCACAGGGUGAGCCUGCUGAACCCGAAGAUGCAGACAAGUCCCGGACCUAUGCUUCGCGGAAUGGGGAGCCUGAGCCAGAGACCCCGGUAGUCAAUGGUGAGAAGGAGACCUCCAAGGGGGAGCCGGGCACAGAUGAGAUCCGGGCAAGUGACGAGGUCGGAGACCGAGAUCACCGAAGGCCCCAGGAGAAGAAGAAAGCCAAGGGUCUGGGGAAGGAGAUCACGUUGCUGAUGCAGACACUGAACACGCUGAGCACCCCAGAGGAGAAGCUCGCAGCUCUGUGCAAGAAGUAUGCCGAACUGCUGGAGGAGCACCGGAACUCCCAGAAGCAGAUGAAGCUGCUGCAGAAGAAGCAGAGCCAGCUGGUGCAGGAGAAGGACCACCUGCGUGGGGAGCACAGCAAGGCCGUCCUGGCCCGCAGCAAGCUGGAGAGCCUGUGCCGUGAGCUCCAGCGUCACAACCGCUCACUCAAGGAAGAAGGCGUGCAGCGGGCCCGGGAGGAAGAGGAGAAACGCAAGGAGGUGACCUCACACUUCCAGGUGACGCUGAACGACAUUCAGCUGCAGAUGGAACAGCACAAUGAGCGUAACUCCAAGCUGCGCCAGGAGAACAUGGAGCUGGCAGAGAGGCUCAAGAAGCUGAUCGAGCAGUACGAGCUCCGGGAGGAGCAUAUCGACAAAGUCUUCAAACACAAGGACCUGCAGCAGCAGCUGGUGGAUGCCAAGCUCCAGCAGGCCCAAGAGAUGCUGAAAGAGGCAGAGGAGAGGCACCAGCGGGAGAAGGAUUUUCUCCUCAAAGAGGCAGUGGAGUCCCAGAGGAUGUGCGAGCUGAUGAAGCAGCAGGAGACCCACCUGAAGCAGCAGCUGGCCCUAUACACAGAGAAGUUUGAGGAAUUCCAGAACACUCUUUCCAAAAGCAGUGAGGUGUUCACCACAUUCAAACAGGAGAUGGAGAAGAUGACCAAGAAGAUCAAGAAGCUGGAGAAAGAAACCACCAUGUACCGGUCCCGGUGGGAAAGCAGCAACAAGGCCCUGCUUGAGAUGGCUGAGGAGAAAACACUCCGGGACAAAGAGCUGGAGGGCCUACAGGUGAAAAUCCAGCGGCUGGAGAAACUGUGCCGGGCGCUGCAGACAGAGCGCAACGACCUGAACAAAAGGGUACAGGACCUGAGUGCUGGUGGCCAGGGCUCCCUCCCUGAUGGCGGCCCUGAGCGAAGACCAGAGGGUCCUGGGGCCCAGUCACCGAGCUCCCCGAGGGUCACAGAAGCUCCUUGCUGCCCUGGAGCAGCAAGCACAGAAACGCCCGGCCAAGCGGGGCCCCAGGAGUCCACCUCCACCACUGCCUAGGGAACCUGGCACAGGGGGCGUGCUGGGAACGGAGCAAGCAGCCCAGCCAGGCCUGGCCCAGGCAAGGCUCCCACUGCUAGGCAGUCCAGUGCUGAGGCUCAGGGUGCUCCGACCUGGCUGACAUCUGACACUUCGCAGUUUUGGAUUUUGUGGGUCAGUUUUCCAUGCAUAUGGUAUAUGUGCAAGGCCUCCUACAUUUCUAUAUCUAAGUGGAACAUGGGCUUGCACUGGAGGUGGGGGUGUGCACGGGUGAAGUCACUGGCUCUUCUGUGAGCUGAAGAGUCUUAAAGAGGAGCUGCCAUCUGUAACUGCUGUCACAGUGAGCUGGCAGGACAAGUGACUUGAGCAUUCCCCUGUCUGACUUGAGGCUCAGAUCCCCCCCUUCCUGCCCUUCAGGCCUUGUGACAAGUGACACACUCAGGCCUUGACUGUGUUUCCCUAGUUAGCAGGGCUUGGGCAGCUCUGGCUCUCCUAGCUCCCCUGGAAGUUCCUUUGCUUCUCUUAACCUGGAGAAGGGGGUCCCUGGGCAGGGCCUGCAGAGCUGGCGAUCCAGCUGCUGUCCUGCUUUGGACGGGGGACCUGGAGAAAGUUGCUGUGGGCUGGUACAUGGUUAGGGAGCCCUCAGGUGAUGCCAGGACCAGGCCGGCGAUGCUUUUCAGUAGCCUUAUCAUUCACAGGUGCCUCUCUAGCCUGCACAAAUGAUUGACAAGAGAUCACCCAAAGGAUGCUUUCUGAA
Molecule: messenger RNA, 2605 nt
Organism: Odobenus rosmarus divergens (Pacific walrus)
Lineage: Eukaryota; Metazoa; Chordata; Mammalia; Carnivora; Odobenidae
Gene: TXLNA
Product: taxilin alpha
Exons: 11
Coding region: 217-1869 (550 amino acids)
Molecular function (GO): syntaxin binding
Source: RefSeq, a predicted model, not a curated record